CCCAAAAAUUUAUUAAGAAGAAAAAAGCGCGAACGAUGUAAUGACCCUCGGAAUGUCGGGGACGUUCCAGGCAUGCCAUCAUUGCUUCUCCUUCGCUUUUCUUUUCUUAAAAGCAUCCUCCAAAGCCAUCAAACCAUCCCUCUCUCUCUCUCUCUCUCUCUCUACUCCUUCUCCCACCUGCCAUGCCAACAUCGCCGGGAGCUUUGCCAGCAAACCAGCCGGACUUCCGAGCUCCUCCACCCUCCCCAAUCGGCAAUGCGAUUGCUCGUCGACCGGCAGUGGUAAACGAGGACGAGAUCACCGAAUUUCUCGAACACUCGCUUCGUGUUCCCGAUCUCAUCCUGCCCGAGCAGAUCUUCCCUAGACAGAUCCCAAUCGGAGACCCGCCAGAAAUCGACUUCGAGUCAAUAAGCUUGCUAGACAAGAAUUCCAUUUCAAAGGUUCUAGAACCGGCCACUGUAGUCGGUUGCUUUCAGAUCGUGAAUCAUGGAAUAUCGGCGGACUUGAUCCGAUCCGUUUCAGCCGCCGCUGACGGACUUUUCCGGAUAUCAUCAGAGAACAAAGCGACUGUGUUGAGAUCAUCGGCAAAGUUGUACGGAUUCGAGGAGUUUUCCGGCGGCGAGGAGAGUGAUGCGGAUACCAGUGAAGAGUUUGUUUGGUGUAUGGACGACGGUUUGAAUUCGGUAAUGGAGCGCAUCUGGCCAGAUGGAUAUUCAAAUUUCAGUGCGAAAAUGAAGAACCUCUCAAAGGAGGUGGAGAAGGUGGCAAACAAGGUUUUUCUACAUAUGCUCUCGGAAAGCACCCUCAUUAGAAGAGCUGAAAAGGAAGAGGGACAAGAAUUCUGCGACUCGAUGACCUGUAUCUACAAGCAUCGCCGGAAUAUUCCGGCUGCCCGGUGUAUCAGCUCUUUGAAAUCCGAUGUCAUUCGAAUGCUGAUAAGAGGAUCAGAUUACUCUCAUGCCCUGUGUGUGCAUAUAUGCGAGGGCUCCUCAGAGUUUCAUGUUUACUCAAAGAAAGGUUGGAUGUCCUUCUCCCCAAAUAAAGAUGCAAUUGUUGUUACAGUUGGAGAUCGAAUACAGGUAUGGAGUGGUGGGCAAUACAGGCAUGUAGUUGGAAGACCAAUUUUCAGAGUAGAAGAUGAUGAGGACCCUAUAUCAAUGGCUUUUCUCUAUUCACCACCAACCAUUAGUCAUCAAAGCCCCCACGGAAACAGAAACAGGACCAUUUCACUUGGCCAACAAGCCAUAACAGCUAUACUCUUGAUACUUGCUUACCACUUUUUACUCUAUAUUUAUAAUAAGUUUUGAGCUUCUCAAGAUUUUCCUUGGUCCUGGUAAAUUCUGUAGAUGAUAAGAAAAGAAAAACAUAUUGGACGAUUCUAGUUCUAGUUGACCCGUCCUAAUUUGAGAACAUCACGUCACUUUUUCAAGGAGCUAGCAGUAUCCUUCACAAAGCUGAAAAACUAAAUAACUCCUUGGCGUUUUGGAGUCCUUGUUGUGUAUUUCAAAGGGACCAUUUUAUUAAUUUCUGUCAUUUUAGUACUUUCUUUUUCUGAAGACUGGGCCAACUUGUGUGGUAGCUGGACUUGGUGAUGCUUAGUGCAAAGUUUAUGAAAAUAUUGGAGAAUGUAGAGGUUGAGUGGACAGUUAAACUGCAGACAUAAAGAGUGAUUUGGUGCAGGCUGAAGGUUUCAAAAGCGAACGAGAAGGCCAAAAAGAACGUGACUGGAGUACGAAAAAGAAGAGUUGAAGAUCUGAUAGCUAAAUGCAGCUAAGUCCAAAUAUAUAGUUGCGGUAAGACUUAAAUGGAGUUCAGUUCAUCUAUUCCUUCGUACCCAAUUCCAGGUUCUGAGUCACAGUGUUAUAUUAUUGAUUAAUUACCAUGGUCGAGGUUGCAGGCGAUCUUGCUUCCAACCGAACCAAUUGCUUUCUCUCA
Messenger RNA from Nelumbo nucifera (sacred lotus), 1935 nucleotides. RefSeq names its product downstream target of AGL15-4 (gene DTA4). The record is from RefSeq and is a predicted model, not a curated record. Lineage: Eukaryota; Viridiplantae; Streptophyta; Magnoliopsida; Proteales; Nelumbonaceae.